This is a messenger RNA of Parathielavia appendiculata, 1359 nucleotides long. Its product is annotated as mitochondrial carrier. The transcript is spliced from 7 exons. The coding region runs from base 127 to 1065 and encodes 312 amino acids. Gene Ontology annotation, biological process: iron import into the mitochondrion. Gene Ontology annotation, cellular component: mitochondrial membrane. Gene Ontology annotation, molecular function: ferrous iron transmembrane transporter activity. NCBI's taxonomy places the organism in Eukaryota, Fungi, Ascomycota, Sordariomycetes, Sordariales, Chaetomiaceae. The record is from RefSeq and is a predicted model, not a curated record.
CUUGGUGCUUCUGCUGUUGCGGCGCAGAAGCUUCACUGGGCGCUUGCCGAUUACCCUACCAAACGACAAAGCACAUUCUUCAACCUGGCUCUCGACGUCGGCGCGCCGGGAGCGGUGGCUUCCCCAAUGGCUCAGCCAAAUGCCGAGCCCGUGGAGGACUACGAUUAUGAAUCGCUCCCGCCCAACUUCUCGUUACUGCAGAACAUGACUGCCGGCGCUUUCGCCGGUAUUGCCGAGCACUGCGCAAUGUACCCUAUCGAUGCGAUCAAGACACGAAUGCAAAUAAUCAACCCCACCUCCUCGACCGUCGGGAGUGGAGUGAUCCAGGCCACGUACCGGAUGGCGAGCACUGAGGGCAUCUUGAGUCUCUGGCGUGGCAUGUCCAGCGUGAUCGUCGGGGCGGGCCCUGCGCACGCGGUCUACUUCGCGACCUACGAGGCGGUCAAGCACGUCAUGGGCGGCAACCAAGCUGGUGUCCACCAUCCCCUGGCUGCCGCAACGAGCGGAGCAUGCGCGACAAUCGCCAGCGAUGCGCUGAUGAACCCCUUUGACGUCAUCAAGCAAAGAAUGCAAAUUCAGAACUCGGCAAAGAUGUACCGCUCCAUGUUCGACUGCGCCAAAUACGUGUACAGGAAAGAAGGGCUCGCGGCCUUCUACGUCUCGUACCCGACGACGCUCUCCAUGACGGUCCCCUUCACCGCCCUCCAGUUCCUCGCCUACGAGUCCAUCUCGACCUCAAUGAACCCCACCAAGAAGUACGAUCCCCUGACGCACUGUCUGGCGGGUGCGGUGGCGGGCGGUUUCGCUGCGGCGCUCACGACGCCCAUGGACGUGAUCAAGACCAUGCUGCAAACCCGGGGCAGCGCGACGGACCCGGAGCUGAGGACGGUUAACGGAUUCAUGGCCGGCUGCCGGCUAUUAUACCAGAGGGAGGGCGCCCGCGGCUUCUUCAAGGGUGUGAAGCCGAGGGUGCUGACGACUAUGCCAAGUACGGCUAUUUGCUGGUCUGCCUAUGAGGCGUCGAAGGCCUACUUCAUCCACCACAACAACACCAAUGCGUCAUGAUUCCCUGAAAAAGUAACGGCGCAUUCAAAACAAAGGUUAGCCGCCCUUCUUAACACUCACCACUGCAUUCAAAAAGACCGGUAUUGACAGCUCCAGUCAUCUUGCAACCAGGAUAGGUUGGUCCAUCUACAAAGGGGUACAAGACAGAAUAAUGCUUGUGGCUUCAGCCAACAGCCAGCAAGGGGCCACGACACCGGCUUCCAGCUCUCAAGCGCAUGGCCCGUCAAAGGGGGAGUGGGCCAGUUGUGCUGCGACGCCAGCACCGUGUACAUAAAUCUUUCGUCAUAUCGGCUG